AUGUCGCAAGCCUACUCCUUCAAGCACUUUACCGUCGUGUUCCCGGCUGAGCAUCAAUAUGUCGCUCACGUGGAGAUCAACCGAGCUGAUAAGAUGAACGCCUUCUUCGAAGCGAUGUGGCUCGAAUUAGGUCAACUUUUCAAUCAACUCUCUGAAGACUCUUCUGUCCGGGCCGUUGUUCUCAGUGGAGCUGGAGAGAAGGCUUUCACCACCGGCUUGGAUGUCAAGGCUGCUUCCGAGGGCCUGCUUUCAGAAGGCACCGACGCUGACCCUGCCCGCAAGGCCGCUCAGAUGCGUCGCCAUGUGGCCCAGAUGCAGGAUUGUAUUUCCGCCGUUGAGCGCUGCGAGAAGCCUGUCGUGGUCGCCAUGCACGGAUUCUCGUUCGGGCUGGCCAUCGAUCUGUCAACCGCCGCAGAUGUGCGUGUCUGCUCGAAGGACGUGCGUUUCUCGGUGAAGGAAGUCGAUAUUGGACUAGCGGCAGAUCUGGGCACCUUGAGCCGGCUACCCAAGGUGGUUGGUAGUUCUAGCUGGGUGAAAGAGGUGGCACUGACCGCACGCGUAUUCGGAGCUGAGGAGGCCCUACGCGUGGGCUUCGUUAGUGCUGUGCAUGAGAAUCGUCAAGCCACAAUUUCAGCAGCCUUGGAGAUGGCCACCUUGAUUGCAUCUAAGAGCCCGGUAGCGAUUCAGGGUACCAAGGAGGUCCUGAACUUCUCGCGCGACCACUCCGUGCAGGACGGUCUGCGCUACGUGGGAGUGUGGAAUGGUGCUGCCCUGCAAACCAAGGAUGUGUCUGCGGCACUAUUGUCCGGGUUACAGAAGCGUACGCCGACUUUUGAGAAGCUUUAA
Messenger RNA from Penicillium atrosanguineum, 846 nucleotides. RefSeq names its product enoyl-CoA hydratase/isomerase family protein. The transcript has 2 exons. Lineage: Eukaryota; Fungi; Ascomycota; Eurotiomycetes; Eurotiales; Aspergillaceae. Gene Ontology annotation, cellular component: mitochondrion. The coding region runs from base 1 to 846 and encodes 281 amino acids. The record is from RefSeq and is a predicted model, not a curated record. Gene Ontology annotation, molecular function: delta(3,5)-delta(2,4)-dienoyl-CoA isomerase activity.